Molecule: messenger RNA, 2171 nt
Organism: Rana temporaria (common frog)
Lineage: Eukaryota; Metazoa; Chordata; Amphibia; Anura; Ranidae
Product: NXPE family member 1-like
Exons: 6
Coding region: 470-2092 (540 amino acids)
Source: RefSeq, a predicted model, not a curated record
UAACGCUAUUAUUCCAGGAUUUCAUAUGCAAUAACAUUUAUCGCUCCCGGAAAACUCAUAAAAUAUUUUCACUGUACCCCAUAAAUAAAGUGCAUACAUUACCUAUAUAAAAUAGAUGCACACCAAUCUCAUUAAACCAACACUGUUAAAACAAAACACCCAAUAUAACACCCACGUGAGAAAUGCUGGCAAUGUAACAAACAUAAUAAACGAAUAAAGCAAAGAUUAGAUGAAUUUCAUCACUGAAUUCUAUUCUUGGCCAACGCCUUUUCAUUUUGUUCUUUUGCAGGUUUUGUCCAUGAUUAUUUCAACACGGUCCUCUUCUGUGGCAAUUUUAUUUGUGCAUUUGUGCAUCUAACAAAGCAGGAACUCAAGGUCCCUUUAAGUGUGCAGCAAAAUUGCAGUAUCCUGCAUAAUCACUCCUGUGGCUACUGAUCUCAGCACCACCUAUUCAGUUUAUGAAACUGCAAUGACUGCUACAAGGAAAAAAAUGUUUGCUCUGGCUGUCGUAGUGUUUACCGUCUUCCUGUUAAGCUUAACAAUGCAUCACUACACAAAGAGCUCCGAUGUAGUCCCAUAUUUCAGCAAUCCCACUGUACAUUAUAAGAAAAAAAUUGUAUCAAUUCCCGGCUACUCAUUAGAGGAUGAAAUUCAAGCUUCUCUCAUUUUCAAAAACAUUGCUGUCUUGAUUCCUUCCAUCACGUUCACCCACAAGGACCACACAACCAGUGCUAAGAAGAGCAGAGCCACCAUACUGAACCCAAGAAAAAAGUAUUGUGUUGGAGAGACAAUAAUUGUCCAAAUUGAGAUGUUUGACCAUUUGGGUAACAGGAAAACAUAUGGAGGAGACUUCAUAAGAGCUAGGAUCUUUUCUCCAGAUCUUAAAGCUGCGGCUUCUGGGAGAAUUGAAGAUUUUAACAAUGGAACCUAUCAUGCCCAUUUCACUUUAUUUUGGGAAGGAAAGGUUUUCUUCUCGUUGGUCCUCUACCAUCCAAGUGAGGCUGUCUCAGCAUUGUGGAGAGCGAGGAAUCGGGACUAUGGCCUCAUUUACUUCAUGGGGACUUUUACAAAUGGAACUCAUCAAGUGAAGUCUGAAUGUGGAUUCCAACCGAAUACAAAGAAGGAAAUAUGUGAAUAUAGAAAGGAAGAAUAUAAUGAGAUAUUUUACUGCGCUAAACCAGAAUCUUUCCAUUGUGAGUCAUUAACAUACCUCCAGGAUUUCAACAGUGAUCUCUCCUUUCUAAGCACACCUGAGAAAUCUCUUUUGGACAGGGAAAAUAUUGCUAUUGAAAUCCACAAAAACUUUGAAUCCAUUGAUGUGUAUUCUUGUACAGAACUGCCUCCUACGUCUCUAGAACAAUGCAAGAUUGGGAUGGUGCCUCCAUUUCCCAGCGGAUUUGUGUUACAGAAUAAAUGGAGACCUGCGUUCUGUCGCCUCGCCAAUUUCACACUCCAUGAACAAAUGUACACCUGUUUUAAAAACAAAAUUGUAUAUCUCAUAGGUGACUCUACUGUACAUCAAUGGUAUCUUUAUUUAGAAAAAACAUUUAAAGGACUGAAACAUUUUGAUCUGCACCGAACAGGAUUGGAGUCAAUGGCGUUAUCAGUCGAUCUGCAGAGGAACAUCAGGCUACAGUGGAAAAAGCACAGCCAUCCAGUUGUUGCAGUGAAUCAAUCUUACUUUGUAAAAGACGACCACUACGUAAGUGAGCAAAUAGACCAGCUGCAUGGAGGUCCACACUAUGUCAUCGUUAUCUGUCUGGGACAAAACUUCAGACCUUUCCCCAUCCAUCUCUUCAUCAGAAGAGUAAUUAAUGUGCGCAAGGCAUUGGAACGUCUCUUCUUACGGAGUCCUGACGUCAAGGUUAUUAUUAAAACAGAGAACACCAGAGAGACAAGCUUAGAUGCCGAGAGAUUCAGCGACUUCCAUGGAUAUAUUCAGUAUCUUAUAGUGAAGGACAUUUUCAGGGAUCUUCAUGUUGGUGUGAUUGAUGCUUGGGACAUGACCACAGCGUACAAUACAAAUAACGUUCAUCCUCCAGAAAAUGUCGUCCAGGACCAAAUAUAUAUGUUUUUAACAUAUAUCUGCUAGUUUAUAGUAUUAUAAACAAGUGGGUGACUAAAGCGCUAGCCAACAGUGAAAAUUAAAAGUGACCAGUGAAAAACAAAAU